GUAUUUGACCGGCUGCCGUAGCUAUUGGUCAUUGGAAGGAACAAACAAUGGUGAGCAAACUGAUACUGGUGGCCUUGCUGGCGACCGUUGUGGUCGGCCUGCCAGCUAAGCAGAAUAAAGUGGACGUGUUGAAAAGCCCACUGGUUAACAAAAUGAUGCAAGUUUUCGGCAAACCACAAGUUCCGGAAGGAUACAAGUCCAUCAAUCCACGCACCACGCAACACUUCUUCCGCACUCGAGUGGAUCACUUCAACCCACAGAACCGGGACACCUUCGAAAUGUACUAUCUAUCCAACGACGAAUUCUACCGUCCAGGUGGUCCAAUCUUCAUCAUCGUCGGAGGAGCAUGGAUGUUGGAACCUUACUUCAUUGAACACUCGUUCCUGCGAGAGAUCGCUGCCUACGAAAAUGGUUGGCUGUUCACCAACGAGCAUCGCUACUUCGGAGACAGCGUUCCUACCGAAGAUUUGAGCAGCGAAAACCUUCAAUACCUCACAACUGAACAGGCGCUCGUAGAUAUGGCUGAAUGGAUUCACCAUCUGCGUACCAACGUAUUGCGCAACCCAAGUGCUAAGGUCGUGUUGUUCGGAAUCGGUCAUGCCGGAGCACUGGCCACAUGGAUGCGUCAGAGGUACCCUCAUCUGGUUCGAGGAGCUUGGGCUUCCAGUGGUCAGCUCGAAGCUCGUCUCAACUUCAAAGAAUACGCCGUCGAAGUCGGACAGCUGGUUCGUGACUUUGGAAAUGACGAUUGCUACAGCCAGUUGUGGCGUGGAUUCCGCACUGCCGAAAAUCUUAUGGAUGCUGGUUUCACGGAAGUUGUUACCAACAUGUUUAGAACUUGCGAACCCGUCGAUGGUGACGACGCCUUGGAAGUUGAAUCUUUCUUCUGGAACCUGAAAGAGUCCAUCCAAACGAUUAUGCUCGUUGAACAAAAUAGUCAAUACACUGGCUUCAACAGCACCUGUGCUUGGUUGGAACGCAAUGAUGCUUCUACGGAUCUUCAAGAUUUGGCCGAUUGGAUGGAGUAUUUCUACUCGUUCUACGAGUGUAUGCCGUUCGACUUCGAAGCUAGCACUGAGUUCGCCAGAGACAUUGAUCGGGAUGAUAUCACCAACUACUAUCUGGGCAUCCGUCAACGUUCCUAUCAACUGUGCACGGAAUUCGGCUGGUUCCUGACGGCCGAUGCGGAUGAGCAACCCUUCGGACAAACCGUUAGCCCGUACUACUUCCAUAACUUCUGCCGGGCUGUAUUCGGAGAUUGGAUGACCACCGAGGUCGUCAACGAUGGAGUCUUCCUGACCAACCUGCACUUUGGAGCCCAAAACCCGAGCGUGACCAAUGUUGUGUUCACCAACGGUGCCCUGGAUCCGGUGCGAGAUGUUUCCAUCACCGAGUACUACGCGACUAAUUCUGGUGCCAUCGUGAUUGACGGUGAGUUCGGAGGUUCGGACGUUUUGCCGGUGACCGGUUUCGAUAGUACCGAGGUGCUGGAAGCCAAAAAUCGGGUACAUCAGUUCAUCAGGAGCUGGAUUCAGGAGGGAAUCAUCCCGAUUGAAGGUUAAGUUGUGUGAUUUUCUUUAAACACUGAAUAAAUUAUUAAUUGAGGAA
Messenger RNA from Uranotaenia lowii, 1608 nucleotides. RefSeq names its product putative serine protease K12H4.7. Gene Ontology annotation, biological process: proteolysis. Gene Ontology annotation, molecular function: dipeptidyl-peptidase activity; serine-type exopeptidase activity. The record is from RefSeq and is a predicted model, not a curated record. The transcript has 2 exons. The coding region runs from base 48 to 1562 and encodes 504 amino acids. NCBI's taxonomy places the organism in Eukaryota, Metazoa, Arthropoda, Insecta, Diptera, Culicidae.